AUGCCUCUCUCUAAAAAAAAAGCAAACGCAGAAACGCAUUUCUUCUUCUCCCUCGUUCAAUCCAUCGCCGCAUGCUUCUUCUCCUUCCUUGAAGCCUGCCGCUGCAACAGGACUACCGUACUCUGUACCGUCACCGCCGAACACGAGAACCACCAUAUUCUCUCGCCUUCCGCCCCUGCCCGUGCCGCCGUCGUCGCACCUGCAGUCAUGUCUGAAUCAGACCAUCCAGAAAACAGUGACGCUGAUACCCACAAAUCCGCCACCGAUACCCAUAAAUCCGUCGAUACUGGUGAUUCCGGUCAGCCCAAGAACACCACGUUUCGAGGUUCCAAAUCGGAGUUUCAUCCCGCACUUGCCCUUUUCCGCAUCCAUGCUCACUCACAUCGAGUCCUGCAUCACAUCGUUCCAUCUAUCGGAAAAGAGAGACCAGCCAUUACCGAUGCCAACCAUGAACAAUGGUCCACUCUUGAUGCCACCGUUCUUCAGUGGAUUUAUUCCACUAUUUCUACCGAUUUGCUGACCACUAUUCUAGAACCCAACUCCACUGCAAUCGAAGCAUGGAAUCGCUUGGAAGAUAUUUUUCAGGACAACCAAAAUGCUCGAGCUGUCAUUCUUGAGCAAGAGUUUUCUAACACUCGUAUGGAGGAUUUUACCAAUGUCUCAGCUUACUGUCAGCGUCUUAAGAUGCUUUCUGAUCAGUUGAGAAAUGUCGGCUCCCCUAUGAACAAUCAUCUUCUGGUUGUUCAGCUGAUCUAUGGUCUCCCAGAAGCUUACCGCAGUGUUGCUACUUUGAUUUGCCAGAGAAACCCUCUUCCGACAUUCUAUCAGGCUCGUUCCAUGCUCACUUUGGAAGAAGCCAGUAUGGCUAAGAUGGAAAACACAGGCUCUCAUGCUGCUAUGCACACCACUCAGCUGAAACCUACUGAAGACACCUCUCAGCGUGGCAACCGUCGCCCCGACAAUCGUUCUCGCUCCCGUGGCAACCAGGGUCACGGAGAGGGACGUGGUAACCAUAAUGCACUUCAGUAUGGAGUUCCCAGCACUCCCUCACUUUGGUCCGCUCCUCCUUGGCAACAAUAA
Molecule: messenger RNA, 1080 nt
Organism: Lathyrus oleraceus (garden pea)
Lineage: Eukaryota; Viridiplantae; Streptophyta; Magnoliopsida; Fabales; Fabaceae
Exons: 2
Coding region: 1-1080 (359 amino acids)
Source: RefSeq, a predicted model, not a curated record